Anopheles merus is the source of this 581-nucleotide messenger RNA. RefSeq lists its product as uncharacterized. The transcript is spliced from 2 exons. The record is from RefSeq and is a predicted model, not a curated record. Bases 76 to 510 code for a protein of 144 amino acids. NCBI's taxonomy places the organism in Eukaryota, Metazoa, Arthropoda, Insecta, Diptera, Culicidae.
GUGGGGAAUUAUAAUGAUCCACUGACUUACAUUCCGAUAACUGAUCUGCAAAACUUGGGAUUUACAAACAAAUCCAUGUUCUUUAAGAUAGCCGUGCAAGGAAACUACGAUGGAAUCCUACGGUUCGGUGAUUCCUUGUAUCCGUACAACAAGGAGGUGAUAGAGAUUGUAUUUGGAGGUUGGACUAACACGAAGAGCGCUGGAAGACGACAGCAUCGAUCUACAUCAAACCAGGCUACGAAUACCGUGCUUGCCGAGGUACAGACUCCUAUGCUAUUGUCCGCCGACCGACCAACUGUGCUUGUGGUGGAGCUGUUCCACGAUGGUACGAUUCAGGUUAGGAUCGAUGGACAGGAUCACCCUUUUCUGUUAUUCAACGAUACAAAGAUGAUUCCUUUCUACUACAUAGCCUUUACUAAGUGGAAAACCGAUGUGUUAUACUUCUACGAUUGUCCAGUAGAUAAGUACGCUAAGAUUUGUUACGAAGAUGGUAAAAUGUACGUAAAUUGAGAUGAAUUUAAAACUACGAAUUUAAAAUUGAGAGAAGAUGAAUAGAUAAAAAGAGAGUGAUAUUUAUGUAA